This is a messenger RNA of Mya arenaria, 640 nucleotides long. RefSeq lists its product as uncharacterized. NCBI's taxonomy places the organism in Eukaryota, Metazoa, Mollusca, Bivalvia, Myida, Myidae. Bases 69 to 602 code for a protein of 177 amino acids. The transcript is spliced from 6 exons. The record is from RefSeq and is a predicted model, not a curated record.
UCCACCUAGCUUGCUGCUAUGAAGAAAAAUGUAUCCACCCAUUGUGCACACAAGGAAGACCUGAUGAUAUGGAUGAGUCUAUGCUGUGGUUUCCUGGUGGGCCACCUCUCACCUUCCUGCCUUUCCCCAUGCCUGACGGAGACAGAAGACCGGGAAGCUGUCCAGACCAUGAGUGCUGUGGUGGUCACUUCCUCCCACCAAGCGAAGUCAUUGAAAAAAGGCUUAAGGGAGUCGAGUUGCCACCCUCUGACGUUUUACAGAGGGCACAUACAGAUGGCAGUACAGAUGCAGCCCUACUUAGUAAAGAGUGUACUUUACCAGUGGGAGAGGUUAACAUUUGGUUGGAGCACCUCAACAAUGUCGCUGCAAACAGAGAAAGGGGCCAGGCAAAGGCUGCAGAGACACGGUCUCUGAAAAAGAAAGAGUUGAGGACAGAGACAACUCCUGGUGGUGCUGCCACAUCGACUGCGACUACCCAUAGAAGUUCCGCUAGGAGCCCAAACCAUAGCCAGGCUCAGAGUGCACCAGACAAUAUCAUGGUAGAUGUUUCGAGGUUUGGACGGAGGAGGGUACCAAAAAGAUUUGAUGAAUAUAUUAUGUAAAAACAAUAAAAAUAAAAAUAAAAAAUGAAGUUCACAAU